Phlebotomus argentipes is the source of this 1194-nucleotide messenger RNA. RefSeq lists its product as uncharacterized. The record is from RefSeq and is a predicted model, not a curated record. The transcript is spliced from 4 exons. Lineage: Eukaryota; Metazoa; Arthropoda; Insecta; Diptera; Psychodidae. Bases 317 to 1021 code for a protein of 234 amino acids.
GCAUCUCGGCCGUGUUAGUCAGUCGCAGCACAGCCGUUGUCACGGAGUGUGCUCCAAGAGAAACCAACACGAGUUUUUUGGUGAUCAAGGCAACUCUGAACAAUUCUGAACAUCGCGAUCUUUUUCGUGCAGACAUUUUUCCCGCACUUUCAAUUUCAUCAUACUUUCAAUGCGUUUUUGUGUGCCAUUAUGAGUUAGAGAAGAACACUUUUGAUCUCUUCUGGGAAUAGGUCGAUUUUGUGCAAAGUGCGGAAUUAGAGACUAAUUGUCAGAUAAAAUAGAUCGAGUGCAGAAGAGAUUUCGAGGAGAAGAAAACAUGAAUUACCAUGUGGAUGCAACAGUAUUGAAGAUGAAUGAGCGAUGGCACAUUCCCAGGGCCUCUCUGAGCGGCAGUCACACCUCGUCGAGUGGACGCAGUGUGGGCUCGAGUAUCUCGGACAUCUCGUCACUCAGGGAGUUUCAGGUGCGCCGGCCACCGGAAGGACUGCACACGUGUGCCGGAUCUAAGCAGGAGAAUCGCCUCCGUGAACUGCAGACACGCUUCGGCGAUUCCACGCGCCGUCAAAAUUCAGCUGAGAUCCCAAAGCGUGGCUCAAGAUCGUCACAGGGAUCGUCAGAUAGCAACCAGAGCACUCAGAGCGCCUCUUCGGGUUCUCUGCUCUUGACUGUGGCCAAUCUCGAGGAGUUCACGCGAAAAACACCCACGUGCCUCCCACCGCCCUCUGGCAGGUCGUCAGCAUCGAGAUACUUCGCCAACAUCACCCUUCCGCCAACCCUGGAGGACGUCAAUCCACAGCUGGAGGGCAGAACCAAAGAUCUGGAUGCCGUCUCCAUGGCCAGCUCCACGCAUUUUACGGUUGUUAACGGAAUGGGGGGGCAGCAGCACAUCGCCAAGAGUGGCUUUUGCAAACGAGGCCACCAAAUCACGAUCCUCAUCCUCAGCAUGAGCUUCGUCUUCCUCAUUGGCAUCUUGGCGGCAGUAUUUCUCCUCGAGAUGCGCGCUCGAGACAUGCCAAAGUGAUUUGAGAGGCAUUCCAGGAAUUUACCAACAGAGUAUUUUUUCGCUCCUAAAACUCUAUUUAAUCUGCCAACCCACGAAUCUACAUAUAAACCUACCCGGAAAGUGUGUUUCUUCUACUAACUCGUUUGUAAUUCUGUGAUAUUCGUAAAGGAAUAAAGAGCUAUACGAUCAUA